UGUCAGUGCGCCGUUGUGGAAUUUUUUUCACGACACCCUCUACCUCAUAGCGCGAUAGAUUGCUUGCGUGCAUUUGUUGUUGACAAGAAGUCUCAAGAUAGAGAAAGAGAGAGAAAGAGCUGUGCUCUCUGCUGUAUCUAAACUUGCUGAAACGGCCAGCAACCAUGGAGUCAAUCAAGGCAAAAAUGAUGUCUCUCAAGAAUGAGAGAGACGACGCAGUGGAGAGAGCCGAAUCACUCGAGAACCAGCUGAAGUCGGUUGGAAGUCGUGUGGAUGAGGCUGACACAGAAAUUGCCUCUGCCAAGCGAAAGCUACAGAUGCUUGAACAGGAAUGUCAGCGAACAGAGGCUCGGGAAGCCAAGCUUGCUGGCGAUUUGAAGGCCGCAGAAGGUAGACUCGACGAGUUCGAGAAGAGAGUGAAGGAAUCGGAAGCCAUGGCGGAUGAUGAUAGUGGAAAGGUUGAAGAGAUGGAAAGAAGGUGGCGUGAAGCUCAGCAGAAGGCCGAUGAAAAUACUCGUCAGGCCGAGGAGCUAAGACGGAGAAUUGUCAUUCUUGAGCGUGAUGUCGAGAGAGGAGAGGAGCGCGCAGCGAAAGCAGAGGGCAAGAUGAAGUCUCAGGAAACAGAGAUGCAGCGCAUGUCUGAUCAGCUUAAAUCUCUGGAGGAGAAUGAUGGUGCUGACAAAGAAGAAAUGCUCGAAGAACGCCUCCGCGAACUUGAGGAGGAAUACCGUACCGUUGACAAAGAGGCCGAUGAAGCCGAGCGUCGUGUGGCAAACCUGAAUUCGCAAGUCGACGCAAUUAACAAUGAAGUCAACACGUGGAAGGAAAAACACCGAGCCACAAAGUCUGAACUUGAUGCUAUGUUGAAGGAGUUUGGUGACAUGUAGAUUAGCUUAGAUAUAUAAUAAUUACUAGUAUUUCACUGAUUUACUCUUACUGCUUACCGCUGGUCAUUCUGUUCAAUAGUUCGGCGGGCGGGGUAUGCGCUGCGUGCUGCUCGCUUUCUCUUAUGGGUUUUUGUUAUUGCUAACUGUUACUUGUCGUCACUCCCGAUCAUCACUCUCGAUCAUUGAACUUCACUACCCAA
Sycon ciliatum is the source of this 1087-nucleotide messenger RNA. RefSeq names its product tropomyosin alpha-3 chain-like. Gene Ontology annotation, molecular function: actin filament binding. Gene Ontology annotation, biological process: actin filament organization. Gene Ontology annotation, cellular component: actin filament. The transcript is spliced from 9 exons. The record is from RefSeq and is a predicted model, not a curated record. Lineage: Eukaryota; Metazoa; Porifera; Calcarea; Leucosolenida; Sycettidae. Bases 165 to 887 code for a protein of 240 amino acids.